UCGUUUUGUUGCGUGCCCAGUGGGAGUGUGUUUGCUGCAGGAGGGCAAACGCAAGGCAAGGCAAAGCUAAAAUUCAAAGAGCAACCCACGUCGAGCACAAGCAAUAAAACUGUCUUCAGGCAGCUGAGGAAAUAGCUAAGCAUCAACAACAAUAAAAUAAAUAUCAACUGGAAUAAGGACAUCGACGAAAUAAUUGGCUUAGGUAUGGAUGAGAAUCGUGUGGGCUAUGUGAGUUUUCAGGAUAUUCUGUCACUAAAUCAGGAGCACUGCAAAGUGCGCGAUCGGCAAGCGGUGGAGCGAAUAAUCAAUGAAUUUAUUUGGGGCGGACCUGAACGGAUGCAGAUGGUGUCCGAUUUUGAUUUUACGAUUACCAAACAGCGAACGGAUGAUGGCAUCGCAGUGCUCUCCAGUUUUGGCAUCUUUAAUAAUUGCAAAUCUCUGCCGCCGCACUACAAGGAGGAAUCGGACAAAUUGUUUAACAAAUAUCGACCCAUCGAAAUCGAUCCACAUAUGCCCAUUCCGGAGAAGGUGCAGUACAUGAUCGAAUGGUGGACUAAAUCGGGUCAGCUGACCAGCGGCUUUCCCUUCGACCUGGCCGAAAUAGAUCAAGGGGCUGGCCAAUUCAAAAAUGCGCUACGUGACCGAACGCAUGAGCUGUUUGACUCGCUACGCCAGUUACAAAUUCCAGUGCUUGUUUUCUCCGCCGGUCUUGGCAACUCGGUUGUGUCGGUGCUGCAACAGGCGAAUAUUUUAUAUCCCAAUGUCAAAGUCAUAUCGAACUUUUUAAAAUAUAGUGACGGUAUGCUGGCCGGCUUCCAGGAGCCCAUGAUUCAUACGUUCAACAAGAACGAAACCGUUUUGGAUGGCAGCGAAUACUAUGAGUUGGUGCACACACGCGAUCACAUCAUUGUCAUGGGUGAUUCCCUCGGCGAUGCGCAUAUGGCUGCCGGUGUGCCAGCAUCAUCGCAUAUUCUGAAAAUUGGUUUUCUCUUCGAACAUGUAGAGGCGAAUAUGGAGAAGUAUAUGAACACGUUCGACAUUGUUCUCGUCGAUGAUCAGACAAUGGAUGUGCCGAGAGCACUGCUCGGUCUGAUCGAGAGAAGGCAUCAGCUUCGCCAUCCACACAUCGCACCGAAUGACGCCGCUCUCCAGCUGAGUGCACUUUGAGUUUCCAUGGGUAUUUUGGAGUUUUAGUUGUUAAUUGGCCUGAAAAUACACUACAAAAGCUACUAAUUAAAUGGUUUACAAAUAAACGAUAAAGAAAAACAAUCACUCAUGUUUAUCAUCGGUAUUUAUGUGCAUGUUUCAUAAUAAAAAGACAUUUGUUUAGAAACGCAUUAGCGUUAAUUACUGAUAACAACUAACAAGAUUUGCUUUAACUGAUUGAUUUCACGCUUUGGGCUCCUAAAUACAAUCUAAUAUACUGCGAA
Drosophila grimshawi is the source of this 1430-nucleotide messenger RNA. RefSeq names its product 7-methylguanosine phosphate-specific 5'-nucleotidase (gene cN-IIIB). Bases 205 to 1167 code for a protein of 320 amino acids. Gene Ontology annotation, cellular component: cytoplasm. Gene Ontology annotation, molecular function: magnesium ion binding; 5'-nucleotidase activity. The transcript has 2 exons. The record is from RefSeq and is a predicted model, not a curated record. Lineage: Eukaryota; Metazoa; Arthropoda; Insecta; Diptera; Drosophilidae.